AUUUCCUCGACCGGAGACUUCCUAACAACUACUGUAGGGCGACAGCGGACAGCGAUCAGGCUUGGUGCUACACAACAUCAUCAAAAUACAGAUGGCAAAUUUGCUCACUUGGAUCAUGUGGUAAUUUUUUUUAAAAACCCAAGUGUCAAAUUUAUAUAACGGUAUCGAAGUUCUGUAUUUGUUUAAUAGGCCUACACAGUAGGUUCAUCCUAAGUAAGCUCACAGUUGACAGUUGAAAUUAUAAUAAUUAUAAUUAUAACUUAAAUAUUAAAUAACUAGGACUAGAGAGAGCCCGCCAAACAUUGGCGGGGUGAACUUCUCAUCUAGUAAAGUUACUUGACAAAACAUGAACUCAAGUAACGCACAUUUAAGAAUCCCAAUAUUUGCUACACCCCUUCCCCAAUGAUACAGCACUGCACACUUUUUAUUUCACGCCAUCACGCCCAUGAACUAUAUUAAUAUUCUCAUGUUGGUACCACUUUUAAACCAAAUAUUUUUUACAAGUACUUAAAUUGAGAUGAUUUCAUUUCCUAAAAGAAAAUAUUACGCACCAAACACAAUAGUGUUAUUAAAAAUAGAUAUAUCUUUACUAGUCUUUAGCAUAGUUAUGGGGAAUUAUAUUUUGCGUGCUAGUAAAUUCAUUAUUUAACCACCUUCUGGCGUAUGAUAGCCUGCGUGGUGGUGGCGAAUUAUAUAUAUAGAUAAUAAUGAUAUUAUAAGAAUGAAAAUAUCAUAUAUUAAUUGUCAUAAUUAUGAUUGACAUUGGUAAGCCCCAUUUAAUCAAAUGUAUUUAUUUAAUAUGCAAAGUAACAUGUUUUCGUUAAUUUUUAACAUAAUUAUAAGAGUAUGAACACGUGAAAAGUGAACUACGUGAUGUAUUGUCUGUCCUUAAUAGUAAGAGAACUUAUGUUUAUUUUUUAUUUAUUAAUAAACUCUAAAAAAUGAAAUUAACAUUAUAAACAUACAUAUUCUUACACUUACUAUUUAUUUUUAGAGUGUCCUCGAGGGAGGUUCGGCAUUUACUGCAAUAAAGAUUGUCAUUGUAAAGAAACUGAUGAACACUGUAAUGAAGCUACCGGGAAAUGUACAACAGGCUGUGCCAAGGGUUGGUCAGGAAAGGAUUGCCAGGCAGGUAAUUAAUUUUCCUUAAAAAUACAGUAAAAUUACAAUUUGCUGAAGCUGGUUAUCAAAAAUGUGAUGGACACAAACUGCCACUGUCUUUUUAAUAAAAUAUAUUUAGUGUACGCCAUGAUUCGUAUGGUUUGAAGCAUUGGCCGACAAACACUGGAACAACAAACAGGCCCCUUUGGUUUAUAUGGUGUAGAAUAAAGUAACAUAUGUGAAUAACUAUAAGCAAAGAAUGUUGUGUAUUUUAUUAUAUUAUCUUUAUGCAUUAAUAUUGUAAUGAAAAUUUUAUGUUAUCUGAAAAUUAUAUUAUCCGAAUCACCAUCGGCUCAAUUAGUUUUUAUAAUUUAAAAAAAUCAUGUCCAUUGCAAAAAUGUUUGUGUUGAAUAAAUCAGUGAAUCUCAAGCUGUCUUACAUCCAGACCUACCAUCUAGUGAAAUAAUCAUUUUUGCUAGAUCCUACAUAGAUUUGUUGUAAAACAACUUUUUAAUGUCCAAAUACAAUAGACAAAAUGAAUGAGAAAAUAUUCACAUGCACAUUGUAUAUUUUAAUUGUUAGUGUUUUAGUAAUACAAAAAUAAAAAAAGAAAUUUUAAAUUUUGGUAGAAUUUAAAAAAACAAACUAUCUCAUACAAUUAGAAAAAUUUUAUCUAACCGAAAAACUAGAAACAUAAAAGGUCUACAAUUUCUUCUGUUCUGUCCAUUUUAAACUUAUAAUUAGAAUAUAAAAUUGAUAUAAAAUUAACAAAUUAAAAUAAAAAGCCAUGAUUAUAACAUCAUUUGCUUUAAUUUUUGUAAUUAUCAGUUAUUCCCUGUGAACCAAACUUUUAUGGAUGGGAAUGUGAAAAAAAAUGUCAGUGUGAAAAUUCAAGCCAUUGUCAGCGUUUUCUGGGGCCAACCUCCAAGUGUGUGUGUAAGAAAGGAAUAAGUGAUCAAUAUCCUUGUGGGCUAUGUAAGUAUUUCAUCUUUAUUUCUCCCUUAAAUUUAAAAACAAUUUUUUAAUGACUUGUACGUUUUCUCUCCUGCAUACUUGGGGGAAAAAAUCCAAACUGCAUGUAAUUUGAGUCAGAAAACUAUGUUUUCCAUUAUUCUUGCUAAUUGUUGUUUUUUAUGGGGAAUUCAAAGCAAAAAUUAUGGCCUUAUAAUUUGUUAAAGCAAUAUAUUCUUAAAUUAGAAUAAGAAAUAAUAAACCUGCAUCUUUAAUUUUUCUUUUCUUUUUAAAAUCAGUAGGUUUCUUUAGAGAUAUAUUUUUAAAAAAUUUUAAAACACAAAUUUCAUAAUUAUUUUUUUCAUUUAAAGGGAACAACUCUGCUAUUCUCUAUCUUGGCAACAACAGAGUCUCCCCUGGUCAAGCCUCUGUUUUUACCUGCACUGUUCAGUCUACACCACCUCCAAAAGAUAAUGAAAUUCAACUUCUUGGACCUCAAGGGAAGAACAUAACUUCAAUUUCAUCAAGAAUUCUUGUAUCAUCUGCAUCAACAAGAACAAAACUUUUUUAUGUAGGUUUUAAAAAUGAAUAUACAUAGGAGUAUGUUUUUAGCACAUGUCUUAUAACAGCAUAAAUUCUUAUCAAAACAUAUUAACAAGGAACAUUAUAAACAUGAAAUCAAACACACUUUAACAUUUAAGCAAAGUCAUAUUAAUUGUUAUCAUCAUUUAAAAUGGUUUUUCAAGCUUAAAGCAGAAAAAGAAGAUGAUGGAGCUAAAAUUUCAAAAAAAUAACAUCAACAAUAAUUUGGACAAAUUCUUCUACCAUACAUAGACUUAUGAAUAAAAAGAAAGAAAAAAUUAAAGGAAGAAAUAAAUAGUUUAAAGCCUCUCCAAAAUUAUAAUUUACAAUGUUUAGUCAAUCAUGUCUGCCACAAAAAAAAUUGAAAAGAAAAGUACAGCAUCAAAUGAAACAUCUGUUUAAUUAAAUUUAAUGGAACUUUAUUAUACAUUUUAAGGUUAAUAGUGUUCAUGAAAAUGAACAGUACACAUGCUUCGCUAUGACAGCAGCAAGUACUGAAAGUUUGACUGCAGUUGCCGAUGUUUUUUGUAAGUAAUUGCAUUUUUAACUAAAGUAAUGUUAAAAGAAAACAAAACUCCAUCUAAUUUCUUUUUGGAAAGGGCAUUCAGUACUCAUAGAUAUCGAAAAGGUUUUUUAAAUUUAUUAAUUUUUCUUUAUGCAUUUAAAAUUAAAUUUUAAAAAAUCUCAACUAUGUUGUAAAAAAUGCUCCUUUUAAGAACAUUAGACAGUUAACAAAAUGUUAAUUAAAAUACAUAUUGUAUAAAUCAAAUUAUAAUAAUAUUUUUACAACAAAAUCUUUUCUAACCUAUUAGUUUUUUUAUGAUAUUAAUUUUAAUGUCGACUUUUUGGAAUAAAUUUGCAACUUAUGCCUAUAUUUCGAAAUGCUUUUAAAAGCAUUUCAGCUGCAAAGUUAUUUUUUGGAAACUGCAUCAAAAUAUUUAAAUAUUUUACAUUUCAACUGUCUAACUGAAUUAGUUAUUUUACUCAUAUGUUAUUUACCUUUUGAAAAGAAAUAAGCUAUCCUUAUCAUUAAUUUGUUUUUCUUGUUAAAAGGACUACCUUGUUGAUUUCACAAAUUUUAUAAAACUCAACUUAUUAAUUCCCUUCCCCCAACCUCUUCCCAAAGCUUUUCCUGAAUUUCCAAAUGAAAUUUUCAUAUCUAAUGUCAACAAUGAGCAUAUCACAAUUUCCUGGAAAACCAAGAAACUUCAUGAUCAGAAUCAAAAGUUUCAAGUCAUGAUGUACAAUGUAACUAGGAAUUCAACAAAUACUGAUGCAAGUGAUGGCUUUGUUCUUGGUGAAGUUGAAAAUCCAGACACAGAAACAUUUACCUACAAAAUCAAUGGACUGACUAACAUGAAUGAUCAUUUUUUUACUCUAGUCACAUCUAAUGAUAAUGGAAAAGUAGAAUGUAAAAAUACAAGGACAGCUUUUGUAACUGCUGGUAAGUAACUACACUAAUUAAACGCUAAAUUUUUAAAACAUUUUUUUGUAUUAUAAUAUCUCAUAAAUUUUAAAAAAAAAUAAACUAAUGUACUUUGUAUUAGCUAGGAAGCAGGGGUCCCACUAGAGUAAUAUAGGGCCUACCCUUUAAAAAAAAUGUAAAAAUGUUUUAAAUAACUUAUAUUAAUAGCAAUACAACUACUUUUGUGUCUCUAUAUAUUUUAUGUAUGACAAUGUAAAAAUAAAAAUAAACAUAUCUUACAUUUUUUUCUUUCAGAUGUGAAAAUCAUUGUUUUGUCUUUACAGAAUAUAGUAAUAAUAACAAUAUGUCCUACAUUGUUGGUUUUAAUCAUACUUGGAUUUAUAAUCUAUAGAAAACUAG
This is a messenger RNA of Lymnaea stagnalis (great pond snail), 4459 nucleotides long. The record is from the annotation of a GenBank genome assembly. NCBI's taxonomy places the organism in Eukaryota, Metazoa, Mollusca, Gastropoda, Lymnaeidae.